Molecule: messenger RNA, 1701 nt
Organism: Sporisorium graminicola
Lineage: Eukaryota; Fungi; Basidiomycota; Ustilaginomycetes; Ustilaginales; Ustilaginaceae
Exons: 1
Coding region: 1-1701 (566 amino acids)
Source: RefSeq, a predicted model, not a curated record
AUGGCCGCUCGUACCGUUCCCGGUGCAGCCGACAAGCCAGCACGCCGUGUCGUGCCGGGGGCUCCCCCACCUGCGCCGUCCAAGUCCAGCAAGAAGGGAAAAGGCGCCGCAGCCAAGGAGUCUGCCGCAGUCAAAGUACCUGACGCCACGUCGGCUGCACUGAUCGAGAAGGCCCCGGAAAACCCAAAGCAGGUCGCCAACGGACUCAAAGUGACCAGCCAAGAUCUUGCAGAACACGCCGAGACGCAAGCUGCUGUCGCCGCCGUCAAUGCUGUUCAAGCCUCCACUCAGUCGACAACCGCCGCUUCCACCCCCGCACAAAAGGUUAUUAGCGACCGUAUCGCCGAGCUGUCGUCCAAGAGCAAAAAUGCAACCAUCACCGUGGCCAUCGACGAGCUGAAGAGCCUGCUCAGCAAAGUGCAACAGGCGGAAGCAGAUUCCUCCACCUCUUCAGCAACCAGCGCAGCGUCCAAGUCAGAUAGCAAGGCUCACCUCGUCCUGCUGCUCCAAUUCCUCCACCUCUUCAACCUCUUCCACCCGAACCCAGCCGGCCCUUCCACGUUUGCCCCUUCACGCACCAUGCCUCCGGCUCUCCAAAUGUCAACAGGCCAGCAGGUGGCCGCUCUUGCCAAAGUGUUCGAUCAGCUUGCCAAUGGACCUCUUGAGGGCGGAGGAGGCGACGCUCUCGAAAUCCUCGCCAACAUCGAACAGGGCUCUCAGGACCAAGUUCUUCCCGACGUCAGCUUUGCAACAGUCCGAAACAUGAUCUUGCAGCUCACCGCCCCUCCAGCCGCAGCCGAAGCAGCAGCGGGCAAAAUCGAGCCAAAAGCUUCGGGCCUUGACGGUCCACCCAAGGACUUUGUGCCCCUUGACCAGAUUUCGCCCAGCACAGCGCCAGUCUCGUUCAUCCAGGCCAGCGAGAUCCUCGACGGUUCGGCCACCGAGCCCGAAGGAGGCCAGCCUUCUGCGGUGCCUGCCACUGGUGCCACCGAGACCAGCAAGGGAGAGCAGGGAGGAGCUGGAAUCAUCCUGGGCGGCAAGGGCGCCUCCUCGGGCAAACCAGAUGGGACUGCUGCCGCGGCUGUCGACGAGCCCAUCAACACGACUGUCAAAGGUCCUGGCGCAAACACGAAGGAGCCCAAGCUCAAUUGGGCAGCUCUGGCCGAAGAGGACGACGACGAUCUCGGUGAAGCGCCUGUGUUCGAGCCGCUCCCUUCCAGCACCACUUCUGCCUUUGUCACCCCGGCACCAGGUACGCCUACAGCUGUAGAACCCGAGGCGACCACCUCGGCCAAACCUGCAGCUGCCAGCGCGGGGGAUGCACCGCUGUCGCCCAAACCCAAGAAGGGCAAGCAGGGCAGCAGCGGGUCCAAGGCGGGUGCAGGUGCUCGCAACGGUAAUGGCAACAGCAAUGGUAACGGCAAUGGCAGUGCGAAUGGUAAAGCUGCAGCGCCACCCAAGACGCCAAAGGGGCCCAAGGUGGACGAGGACGGCUUUAUUCUUCAGGAGAGCAAAAAGACCAAGUAUCUGCAACAGAAGCAGCAGCACCAGCACCAGCAACGAGGCGGUAGCGGUGGACGGGGCGGCAAAGGUGGAGCCAACGCAGGACGUGGUGGAAAAGCCGGCGCAGGCGGAGCUCGUGGACCCAAGAUUGGCGAAGCAAGAUCGAGCAGCAACACUGCUGCCUCUGCAACUCAGUAG